GGGGGGGAUCAGAGCCUCCCGGAGCGCGUCACUCUGUCGGGCUGCGGUGCUCCUUGGGGUCCCAGCGGCGUCCGUCUUCGUGCGGCCCAUCUUCCCUUCGGCAGCCGCGGCGUCAUGGCUGUGCCGGUCGCUCUCCUGUCGUUGUUGGUGGCGGGUGCUUUAGGGAAUGAAUUUAGCAUAUUAAGAUCACCAGGGUCUGUUGUUUUCCGAAAUGGAAAUUGGCCUAUACCCGGAGAUCGAAUACCAGAUGUGGCUGCACUGUCCAUGGGCUUCUCUGUAAAGGAAGACCUAUCUUGGCCAGGGCUUGCCGUGGGUAACCUGUUCCACCGGCCACGGGCUACCAUUAUGGUGAUGGUGAAGGGAGUGGACAAACUGGCUCUCCCCACUGGCAGUGUCAUCUCCUACCCUUUGGAGAAUGCGGUCCCUUUUAGUCUUGACAGUGUUGCAAAUUCCAUUCACUCCUUAUUUUCUGAGGAAACUCCUGUCGUUUUACAGUUGGCUCCCAGUGAGGAGAGAGUGUAUAUGGUGGGGAAAGCAAAUUCCGUUUUUGAAGACCUUUCAGUCACAUUACGGCAGCUUCGUAAUCGCCUGUUCCAAGAAAACUCCGUUCUCAACUCACUUCCUCUCAAUUCCCUAAGUAGGAAUAAUGAAGUUGACCUGCUCUUUCUUUCUGAACUGCAAGUGCUGCAUGAUAUCUCGAGUUUGCUGUCUCGACAUAAGCAUCUGGCCAAGGAUCAUUCUCCUGACUUGUAUUCACUGGAGCUGGCAGGUUUGGAUGAACUGGGGAAGCGUUAUGGGGAAGACUCUGAACAAUUCAGGGAUGCUUCUAGGAUUCUGGUCGAUGCCCUCCAAAAGUUUGCAGAUGACAUGUACAGUCUAUAUGGUGGAAACGCAGUAGUCGAGUUAGUGACUGUCAAGUCAUUCGACACAUCCCUUGUGAGGAAGUCAAGGACCAUCCUUGAGUCAAAACAAGAGACCGCUGCAACACCCUAUAACCUUGCAUAUAAGUAUAACUUGGAAUAUUCAGUGGUUUUCAACUUGGUGCUGUGGAUUAUGGUCACCUUAGCCUUGGCUGUGAUUGUCACCUCUUACAGUUUUUGGAAUAUGGAUCCUGGAUACGAUAGCAUCAUUUAUAGGAUGACAAACCAAAAGAUUCGAAUGGAUUGAAUUUUCCUUAUGCUAGACUUAAACAUCAGGUUUGGUGAUUGGCUGUUUUGUUCAAGUAUAUCUUUUCAAUAUGGUUUAAAGUAGACAGUAUACCUUAAAUUUAUUAAAAAAAAAAAACAUAGAUUUUGUUCUCUAUUUUGUGUGUGCCCGUGGUUUCUUUAGAGUAUAUGUUAACAAAAUGAAUUGUGGUAUAGAUUCCAUAAUAUGCUCCAAUAUUGUUGACAUAGCCAUUUAAUGUAAUUUCAUUCCAUUUAAUAUAUUUGGAAACCUGCACUGGAAGAAAUGUAAACCACUUAGAAUAGUUGUAUUGUUCAUAUUGGAGAAUGCACUGGGUUUUCUUAGAGAAGCUUUCAAAUGCUUGAGUUCCUUGCACAGGCUAGAUAAGUCCUAGUUGAGCUGUUAUUCACUAUGAACCAUUUGUAAAUGUCUAAAUCUGAUGUAAAUAUCUCUGAGACAGGAGGAAAGAUUUUAACUAAGAGCAGCCCAAAAAUACUGCAUAUGCUUAUACAAUCGCUUAGUUCUGGAAAUGUACAUCAUUGGUAGGCUAGCUGUUUUUAAUCUCUUCUGCAAGUUUGCUAAUCGUGUGGUUUAGUAGAGAUAUUAGAAAUAUUUAAAAUACUAUGUUGGUUUCAGAAGAGACAAGCUUUGUGGAGUAUAAAUGCCUGUGAUUAGAUCUAUAAAAACAAAUCUGUGGGGGAUAUCUUGAAGCAUGAAUAUAAAAUAUGUGUAUUUCCAUAACUUUCUCCCUGUGAAGUUACUCUGGCUUGUGUGUGGUACAGCUUCAUUUUGUAGACUAUUACACGGAAGUGGAUGGUUGCUAUUGUUCAUGUGGAAAUGGACCAAUAUCUAUACAGAAUGACAAAUAAAGUUAAUAAUUCAAACUCUGUGUCAUUGCAACUCUAAAUGUAUGUUAUAAAAAACUAAUUAAACAGGCCGUUAUUUCACCAGGA
Messenger RNA from Psammomys obesus (fat sand rat), 2117 nucleotides. It is a transcript of the gene Atp6ap2, whose product is annotated as ATPase H+ transporting accessory protein 2. The record is from RefSeq and is a predicted model, not a curated record. Gene Ontology annotation, biological process: positive regulation of Wnt signaling pathway. Gene Ontology annotation, molecular function: signaling receptor activity. The coding region runs from base 115 to 1167 and encodes 350 amino acids. Gene Ontology annotation, cellular component: membrane; external side of plasma membrane. NCBI's taxonomy places the organism in Eukaryota, Metazoa, Chordata, Mammalia, Rodentia, Muridae. The transcript is spliced from 9 exons.